Messenger RNA from Equus quagga, 2764 nucleotides. It is a transcript of the gene SLC51B, whose product is annotated as solute carrier family 51 subunit beta. The transcript has 4 exons. Gene Ontology annotation, biological process: bile acid and bile salt transport. The record is from RefSeq and is a predicted model, not a curated record. Gene Ontology annotation, molecular function: protein heterodimerization activity; transmembrane transporter activity. Gene Ontology annotation, cellular component: plasma membrane. NCBI's taxonomy places the organism in Eukaryota, Metazoa, Chordata, Mammalia, Perissodactyla, Equidae. Bases 2372 to 2764 code for a protein of 130 amino acids.
ACCUGGGGUGGGGCAGGUUCUUCUUAAAGGGGACAUGACCCCCUUUAAGGACCCCAUGACACUCUUCCAAAGCAGACAGGGAGGAUUGUGGCCAACGAGUCACUUUAGGACACACAUUGGAGUGGUUAUCCAGCUCACAGCCUUUCUCUCUUGGUUACCUGAUGGGCAUAAAAUUUGAGGUGGCCAUCCAUGGUCCCUCACUCCCUGGCCAUAACAACUGACCUAAAAUGUGGGUAAUGACCCAGGCCAGGAAAGUUACAGUCCUUUCCCAGGAAUUGCCAAACUGGAUCUGAGAAAAGGGACUCCUUUCUCUCCAGCUGUGAGUGAGAGCCUGGAUAUUUUGCAGCCUGGUCCAGCUUCCUGGAGAUGGCUAGACUGUGGGAAUGAGCCUGAUACCCAGAGAGAAGCAGGGAGAGAGCUAGACAGAGAAAGAGCUAAGAAUCUUCAGGCUCCUGGUUCCAGCUAUCCCUAAGGUCAGCUCCACCCUGCUCUUCCCAGUUACAUGAGCCAUAAACUCCUUUUGUGCUUAAGAGAAUUAGUGUUGGGUUCCUCGCUCUCGAACACUAUCAGCUGCAUUUCUCUCCAAAAUGCACCCUGAAUCCAACCACUUUUCACCGCCUCUACGGCCGCUGUCCCAGCCCAACACACUACUCUCUCUUGCCUGGAGGAAUCCAACAGCCUCCCUCCUGAUAGGUCUCCCAGCUUCUCUCUUGCUCCCUUGCAAUCCAUUCUGCACCCAACAGGCCAAGUGAUCUUAGAUAAAUGUCAAUCAAAUCAUGUCACUUCCUGCCUAAAACUCUCCAGAGGCUUCUCAUUAUAUCCAAACUCCUUGUCCUGUUUUAUAAGGCCCUGCACGAUCUGCUUCUGUCUACUCUCCAACUAUAUACUGUGCCACUUCCCUCAUCGCUGUGCUUCAGCUACAUUGUCCUUCUUUUUGUUUCUUGAACUCAUUAAGCUCAUUAUUUCUCCAGUGACUUUGCAUCUGCUGUCCCAGCUCUUUCCACGGUUAGCUCCUCGCCAUUCUGUUUUUAACAUAGCAAUGUAGUAGUCAUAGCUCCCCAAUGCCAUCUCUUUAUAUAUCGUUUGGUUGUUUAAAUUAUUCACAGAAAUUGUCACUAGCUGAUAUUAUUUUAUUUAUGUUUUUGCUUACUUUUUUGCUGCCUGUCUAUCCUCCCAGAGGUGAGCUCCAGGAAAGCAGUGUUCUCACCUGUCUUGUUUACCAUGUAUCCACAUAGUAGGUGCUCAAGUCUAGUAUUUAUUGAAUGAAUGAAUGAGUUACUAAAUGAUGAGGGGCUGGAGUUCUGUGGAGGCCCCUAGGUUCCCUGCUGGAUCUCCGUUCCUCUGUACUCUGUUGCUGUUCACAGUGUUGACCAGUGCUUAACUCAGAGGCACUUGCAACUGUCACUUGACCUCACUCAAUCUCAGUUUCCUCAUUUGUGAAACUGGACCCCUACUCCUUGCUGAGCCAACCCCAAGGGUUUUGGGAGAUGCAAGGAGCCAGUGGGUGGAAAAGCCCAGAGCCCACUGAUGAUCAGAAUUGAAUGGGUCUGGCCUGGUUGGGGAAGCCCCUUGCUCCUGCUUCCCUACCAAGCCCUUCCCACUCGAUGCUAUUUGGCCUGGCCUGCUCCCUCCUCUCUGGGUCACUCACACGGUCUCACUUGCCUUGCCUCUCCUGAUGCCUAGCCCUCUAAAGGUCUUAUUUUAUAGCUUCUUGUAAGGAAUCCACAUGAGGCCAUGACCUUCCCUGUGAGAAAGCACAGGCUGUAAAAGUCCUGCUCUGUGGUUAAAUAUUGAUAACACCAGGAAGUAGAGGCCUGGCGUGGUCACGCCACACAUCCUCUUGCAAUGUGGUCCCCCCAGACCAAGGGACCUCCUCAGCCUCUUCCCCUGGGCUGGCACGAGGGUCUGGAUGUUUUCUCUGUACUUGAGGCCAACAUAUAAGAAGGAAAGCAUUGGGCUCCUGGUUCUUUCGGAUUGUGAAAGUCAGGUGGAGCCUGUUUGCCCUCUGAGGCCACUCAUUCAAGAGGUCAGUCACCCCGGAGUGACAGAGAAGUCUCCAGGCAUGGGCGUGUGCUAAGAGCAGAGCUACCAGACGGGCCCAGCUGCCACAGGCCAUGCAGCACUGCCCCCCAGGAUCAGCUGUGUGGAGAGCUCAGGUGCAAAGACCAUCCGGUGCUCCUGUGAGAGGAGGAGGAGGAAGACACAGAAAUCAGUGCUGCUUCCAACAGCAGGCCCCAGAAACCCAGGAUCGAGGGGAUCUUCAGGACUUUGCUCGGGGGCUGGAACCUAGGGAGGCCAGGAGGGCCAGCUGAGGGGCAAAGAAGCCUAAGGACUUCGUUGUCAGAAACGCACACCAACCAGGAGCAGGGGCAUGGACCACAGUGAGGGGGUUACCCUAGACCCAGCUGGCACCGUGGUGCCUCAGGAGCUGCUGGAAGAAAUGCUUUGGUUUUUUCGGGUAGAAGAUGCAACUCCCUGGAAUUGUUCCAUGUUUGCCCUGAUGGGCGUGGUGGUCUCAAUAAGCAUGGUCCUCCUGGGAAGGAGCAUCCAGGCAAACAGAAAUCAAAAGAUGCGGCCACCAGAAAAACAAACUUCAGAAGUCCUAGACUUGGUGGAGGCCGGAAUCAAAGAUGACAACAACCUGAGCAUCCUAAGAGAGACUUUGCUCUCAGAGAAGCCAAAUCUGGCCCAGGUGGAAACUGAGUUAAAAGAGAGAGAUGUGCCAUCAGCUCUCCUUCCAGACCCACAAGAAUCUGAGAGCUAG